UGCAAACGACAUCUUUAUCGCACCAACACUCGUUGAAUCAGACGGAAGAAGUUGAUCAUGCCUUUCGUUACAUCUGCAGUACUUUUAGACAAAAUUGCAGCACAUUUAAACGCAACCUAUAAAUCGGAGUUACGCCAGUGACAUACGGAUAAGACAAUGCCGGAUUCUGAAAACCCUCGCUCGUACAUACGGCCUGUGCCUUUGCCAAUUCCAUCACAUCAGGGUUUGAAGAUUACAGCUCGACAUGCAAAGAUUUACACUUGCGAAGUUCCAACUCGGAAAGAAGUUGCGAAAGAGAAUUAUGAAAGACGUCGGCACCAGAUGAGCAAAUGUGGUUAUCGCUCGGUAAUUUAUAAGCCGUAUCAACCAGUUGGGGAAGUAUACUUGGAUGACAAGAAGCUUAUUUUGAGCGCAUUGGGCCAAGAACAAUCGGAACAAGAUAAUUUGGUUCAAGAUGAAUCAUCAUCAUCAUCAGGAGAGUCAGAAUCUGAAGAUGAAGAAUCCAUGAGACAAUCUAAGGAUCAACAACCUGUUGUACCUCAACCAACAAACUAUAAACCCAAAGUUAUAAAUGACAUCAGAGCACAGGUCCAUAAAGGAAGGAAAAUGAUACAUGCUGUUCGCCUUGGCUUUGGAUUAUACAAGCUUGUUCAUGAUGAACAAAACAGAAAGCAAGCUGAGGCUGAUAAAGAGAGGAAACAGAAAGAAGAGGCUGCCAGAAAUCAGAUGAAACCAGCAUCAACUGACAGUGAAGAAUCUGAUGAUGAUUUAGACAUUGAACUGAAAAGCUAUAUGAUCCCACUACCAAACAGUCCAACCCGAGAUUCUGAGCAAGGAUUGGGAGAGCUCCUAGAUCCACAGCAAGCCCAACAGAGACCCAACAGUUCACACUCAUCGGCCAGCAGUAAACGUUGGAAACGACUGAGUACAACAGUCAGUGCUGCGUUGUGGAGCCCACAGUCACCUCAGCCUCAGUUACAGGUCUCAUCACCAAGCCCCUCCCAGUCAACAACUGCAGAUCAGCUUCAAAUUGACAGAUCAUCAACUGCCGAGCAGCCAGACACAGAUCACGUGAUGGACAGUCCACCGUCCAGCCCCACCCUCCCCCACAGGUUUUAUCUCCAACCACCCAAGUCAGCUGCCCACAGUACAAUAUCGAAAAGUAGCCGCAGAUCCAAAAAGCUGAAAAGCCCCCGGCCUUACUCACCAGUUUAUUCAAACAUCAACUAUACUGAUGUCACAGACAGAAAGAACGUCUUCCGUCAGCUCUGUGCGUUGAAUUGGAUCCUGGAAGGAAUGUCUCAGGAUCAACAGCCUCCUGUAAUGCCCCCAAUAACAAGUUGUUGGAAACUAAAGGAUUUAAACGAAGACCCAAGAGCCAUUCGAAGAAGAGUGGAAAAAGACAAGGCUACCGAUAAAGAUUGGGUAACGUUCAAGCAAAACCCAGCGCGAUUCACACAGCGUGGAACUCGUAGAGGCACGAGACGCAUCUCAAUCCACCCAAAUUUCAUUCAACGGUUUUCAACGACAAACAAUGGUGGCCAGUCCCCCACGCCUGGACCCACUUCCCUUCGUGUUCCAGCAGAUGCUCGACCCAGGAGUGGCACGAGUAACACGGGAGAGACUAUGGCGUCAUCGCGGACGGAAAUACAAACAGAGCAUGCGUCUGUUGAUCAGAGGGUUCCCCACAAAGAAGACAGUGGUAGCGAAACUCAAAGCAAUGCGCCAAAUAUUGGGCCCACUGUGAAAUUUAUAGAUCCAAAGAUAAGAGCUGUAUCAGCCCCUCCUGGACCAGUGGGGGAUCCAGCAGUCGCAGCAGAAGCAUUACCAGUAACUAUAUCUAGCACCCCUCAGAACGGAACACAGUCCGGUACCGACAAAAAGGCGCCACCAUCGAAGCUUCAAAAACAGAAAUCGUUCACUGUAACUACAGUGUACACUCCACCGUCAAACCCCAGUAAAGCCAUGCAGAAGUUACGGGCCAAGACAAGGGCUGCAAAGGCAUUCAAGAGCACAUUAUCGCAAAAGGAACUGGAAAAAUUAACGUCGAAACCGGAGGAACAACAAACUUCCACCGAUUCGCGUGUCAGGGCCUGGGUACAAGCUACAGGUGCAGUGAAUAACAAGAGAUUUGCAGCGGCAGCGAUCGCAGCAUUUGGAGCCAUAAGCUUAGACCAUCGCGUGGAAAAAGUCCCAAUUGACUUGAAGACGAAAUUCAACGAAGUAGCAGACGAGAAAGCCCUGGUAUUACACGAUAACUUGGAAGUUAGGGACAGGACUCGACUGCAAGUAUUGGAACGUAAACUGAUGUGUCUGGAGACAUUUAACAACAUCUACAAAGCUCUGGAUCAGAUGAGAAGUGGCAGUGUAUUACCCGACACAGAAACGAAUGAAGAGAUGCGGCAGCGAGUCACUGAGGAAUGUAAAUGGUACAAGGACUUACUAAGCAAUUUACCUCAAGAGGUGAGGGCUGAUCGCUGCUGUACACUGGUGUUAAACAAGAUUGCUGGUUAUGGCUCGCUUGAAGGUCGAAAGAUAAGUGGUAGUCAAUUCCUGAAGGUGCUAUCGACGCUUCGAGUGUGGGAAAUUUGUGCUCCUGAUAUAAAUGCAGCUAUAGAGUUUGUCCGUGAGAAGGUUGUAGAGAUGUCAGAACUGGAGUUCGAAGAUUGGCUAAAUGCUAAAUUUCCUCAACCACAGAGACCUGUUUCUGCACCGCCUCCAAGAAGCAGUGGUUUUCGAUAUUAAGUAGGUCAUUUGUUGGGAUAAACUGAGAAGCUUAAGCCUGAAAUACGGAGCGACUCUCCAAAGAUGUUUCUUUAGUUUCAGUGAAGACGAGGAUGGGGUAUAGGCGUAUUACCCAACUGCACGAGGUUUUGUUUCUGUUCUUGGUCUAAGUUCUGGAUCAAAAUAGAAAACUAAUUAAAAGCGCAGUGAUUUUAGAGUAACGUAGUGAAUGUUUCUUUUUUAGGAUAUUUUAAGCGAUUUUUAUUGAUAUAAAAAGAACUUGUCAAGGGUAGUGAAAUAUCUCAACCUGGUGCAACUAGGGAAAAAAUCUCAAAGGUGUUGAGUCCGAUGGUAAGGUUGUACGUUGUAUCAUAGUUGACGCUAACAGUAGUUCAGUAGGUCAUACUACUUCAC
Messenger RNA from Pocillopora damicornis (cauliflower coral), 3138 nucleotides. RefSeq lists its product as uncharacterized. The record is from RefSeq and is a predicted model, not a curated record. Lineage: Eukaryota; Metazoa; Cnidaria; Anthozoa; Scleractinia; Pocilloporidae.